Populus trichocarpa (black cottonwood) is the source of this 2962-nucleotide messenger RNA. RefSeq lists its product as uncharacterized. Gene Ontology annotation, molecular function: lipid binding. Bases 261 to 2816 code for a protein of 851 amino acids. The record is from RefSeq and is a predicted model, not a curated record. NCBI's taxonomy places the organism in Eukaryota, Viridiplantae, Streptophyta, Magnoliopsida, Malpighiales, Salicaceae. The transcript is spliced from 14 exons.
UUAUUUUCUUGCUGACUUGUGGACCUUUCAUGUUACUCUCUCUCCACUGGAAACACAAAGUCCAGUCUCUUCAAGUUCCCAUCUUUAACCGUUAAAAUUUCCUUCCAAGUGCUUUUUGAAGGUAACAAUUCUCUCACACUUUCCAGGAAAUUAAUGGCCUUUUUGUUUCAUGGGGAUAUACAGUUAACUAUGGAUCAUGGUAUAUGAGGAUAUUAUAAACAAGGAAAGUGAAGCUGUAGGUUUUGUAUUUACUUAAAAAAAUGGGAAGAAGAAAGGGUAGGGCCGGUUUCAAAGUUAAAGAGCUUUUGGAGUUCUUUAAUCAUCUCUUGGAGGAAAAGCCCUCCAUUGCUUUCUUAAUCCCCUUGCUUUUGGUUUGCUGGGGUAUUGAGAAAUGGGUUUUCUCUUUCUCCAAUUGGGUUCCUCUUGUCGUCGCUAUCUGGGCUACUUUUCAGUAUUGCAGUCAUCAACAGAGACUUCUUGUGGAAGACCUAAACAAGAAGUGGAAGCGAGUUGUAUUGAACACCUCGCCAAUUACGCCAUUGGAACACUGUGAGUGGAUGAACAAGCUGUUGAUGGAAAUUUGGACCAGCUAUAUGAACCCAAAGCUUGCAACAAGAUUCUCAUCCAUUGUUGAGGUGUACUCAUGCACACACUUGCGUGUAUUUAUGGUUCUUUGUGAGAUCAAACAAAAAGUUAAACAUUUUUCUUUGCAGAAACGUUUAAAACAACGUAGGUCGAAGCUCAUCGAAAAAAUUGAGUUGCAGGAAUUUUCACUUGGUUCAUGCCCACCUUAUCUGGGUCCACAUGGGACUUGUUGGUCAACUUCAGGUGAUCAGCGAAUUAUGAAUUUGGGUUUCGAUUGGGACACCAGUGACAUGAGCAUUUUGUUGCUGGCUAAGCUGGCAAAACCAUUAAUGGGAACUGCUCGAAUUGUUAUAAACAGCCUCCACAUCAAGGGUGAGCUUCUCUUGAUGCCAGUUCUGGAUGGGAGAGCAGUUUUGUACUCAUUUGUGUCAACUCCUGAAGUAAGAAUAGGAGUUGCUUUUGGAAGUGGAGGAAGCCAGUCACUACCUGCCACAGAGCUGCCCGGCGUUUCUUCUUGGCUGGUCAAGGUUUUAACUGACACCUUAGUUAAGACAAUGGUUGAGCCUCACCGUCGUUGUUACUGUUUACCAGCAGUAGAUUUAAGGAAAAAGGCUGUUGGUGGAAUUGUAUAUGUGUCAGUCAUCUCAGCUAGAAAACUUUCUAGAAGUAACCUGAGAGGAAGCCCACCAAGAAGGGAACAAAGUCAUUCGUUAAAUGGUAGUUUGGUAGAGCAUUUUGAUGAUGAAGAUCUGCGAACAUUUGUGGAGGUCGAACUUGGACAGUUAACAAGGAGAACAGAAGUGAGACUAGGCUCAAGCCCUAGAUGGGAUUCAACAUUUAACAUGGUCUUACAUGAAGAUACAGGAACUCUUCGAUUACAUCUUUACAACUGCCCACCCAACAGUGUGAAGUAUGAUUAUCUAGCAAGUUGUGAGAUCAAGAUGAAGUAUGCUGCAGAUGAUUCAACAGCGUUUUGGGCAAUUGGACCUGACUCUGGUGUAAUUGCCAAACAUGCUGAGUUUUGUGGAAACGAAGUUGAAAUGGUGGUUCCAUUUGAGGGAGUUACUUCAGGAGAGUUGACUGUCAAGCUUGUAGUAAAAGAAUGGCAGUUCUCUGAUGGUUCCCUUAGCUUGAACAAGUUCAAUGUUAGCUCUCUGAAGUCGAUGUAUGGAUCAUCAAAUCUUCUUUCAAGAACAGGAAGGAAGAUUAAUGUGGCUAUCAUGGAGGGAAAAGAUCUGAUUUCAAAAGAAAGAUCUGGAAAGUGUGAUCCAUAUGUUAAACUGCAGUAUGGAAAGGUCCUACAGAAAACACGGACUGCACACAAUUCUAAUCCUUUCUGGAAUCAAAAGUUCGAAUUUGAUGAGAUAGUAGAUGACGGAUGCCUUAAGAUUAAAUGCUACAGCGAAGAAAUCUUUGGAGAUGAAAACAUUGGUAGUGCACGAGUAAAUUUAGAAGGUUUGCUGGAGGGAUCAAUCCGGGACAUAUGGGUUCCCCUUGAAAGAGUGAAUUCAGGAGAAUUAAGGCUUCAAAUAGAAGCAGUCAGAGUCAAUGACUCUGAAGGAUCACGGGGUUCUGUCUCAGGUUCAUUCAAUGGUUGGAUUGAACUUAUCCUUGUUGAAGCAAAAGAUCUUAUUGCUGCUGAUCUUAGAGGGACAAGUGAUCCAUAUGUGAGGGUACAGUAUGGAAGCUUGAAGAAGAGAACAAAGGUUAUGUACAAAACUCUGAAUCCUCAAUGGAAUCAGACCUUGGAGUUCCCUGAUGAUGGCAGUCCCUUAGAGUUGCAUGUGAAAGACUAUAAUGCCUUGCUUCCAACCUAUAGUAUAGGUGAUUGUGUUGUAGAGUAUCAGGGAUUGCCUCCAAACCAGACGUCUGACAAGUGGAUACCUCUCCAAGGAGUAACAAGGGGAGAGAUCCACGUUCGGAUAACUAGGAAAGUUCCAGAACUACAAACAAGAAGCAGUUUGGAGGCUGAUGCAUCUUUAACCAAAUCACACCAAAUUUCUAACCAGAUGAAACAAUCGAUGAUCAAGUUGCAGUCUUUGAUUGAGGAUGGCAACCUGGAUGGUCUCUCGACAGCCUUGAGCGAGAUGCAAAGCCUAGAGGACAUACAAGAAGAGUACACGGUACAGCUCGAGACUGAGCAAAUGCUUCUUCUUAACAAGAUAAAGCAGCUUGGUCAGGAAAUUAUGAGCUCAUCAUCUUCCUUGAGCACAAGAUCUUCUGGAUUUUGAUGAGCCAUGUUAGUUUACUGGCUACUCAUAAUUAAUUACACCUUAGUAUUAGAGGGGGGGCCAACCCUAUAAUUGUAUAUUAUGUGAAGCUUAUAAACUCAGAUCAGGAGUAUCAAGUAAAGAAAUCGGGCCUUCAUGUUUCACAA